This is a messenger RNA of Scedosporium apiospermum, 1527 nucleotides long. RefSeq lists its product as uncharacterized. The transcript is spliced from 5 exons. Gene Ontology annotation, molecular function: carbohydrate:proton symporter activity. Gene Ontology annotation, biological process: transmembrane transport; carbohydrate transport. The record is from RefSeq and is a predicted model, not a curated record. The coding region runs from base 1 to 1527 and encodes 508 amino acids. NCBI's taxonomy places the organism in Eukaryota, Fungi, Ascomycota, Sordariomycetes, Microascales, Microascaceae. Gene Ontology annotation, cellular component: membrane.
AUGACGACCGCUAACGCGGAUAAUUGGAAGGCCCAUUGGAAGGUGUUCCUGGCCUGUGGUGUCAUGAUCCUUUCGCCCUUCCAGUAUGGUGUCGAUUUCGGGUUGAUCGGAGGUCUCCAGGCCAUGGUGGGCUUCCUGAAGAUCUUCGGCUACGAAGACCCUAAGGUUCCAAAUGGCUGGAACAUCCAGACCACCCGACAACAGCUCAUCUCCUCCCUCAUGACCCUCGGCGCCUUCAUCAGCUCCGGUCUCGCCGGCGUCGCCGCUGCCAAGCUCGGCCGUAGGCACUGCCUCUGGCUCGCCUGUCUGCUCUGUGCCGUCUCGAAUAUUAUCAUGAUGACCACCACAUCCAUUGGUGCCCUCUACGCCGGCCGAUUCCUGAUCGGUUUGGCCAACGGUUACUUCAUGACUUUCUCUCAGCUUUACAUCCAGGAGUCUAGCCCUGCGAAGUAUCGUGGACUGUUCCUCACGGUGUUUCAGUUCUUCACCUCCGUUGGCACCCUCGUCGGCACCAUCAUCGAUUGGGCUACCGCUAAACGCCCCGACAAGUCUUCCUACCUCAUCCCCCUCGGUAUCAUCUACGUCGUGCCUACCUUCCUCACCGUUGCCAUGUUCUUCAUCCCCGAGUCCCCCCGCUGGCUCAUCCUCCAGGACAAGUACGAAGACGGCGUCAAGUCCCUCAGCUGGCUCCGCCCUGUCGGCUGGGAUGCCGAGGGCGAAGCCCGCGAGAUCAAGUCCGCCAUCGAGAAGGAGAAGGAAACCACCAGCGGCGUCGGUAUCUGGGAUAUGUUCAGGGACCCCGUCGACAGGAGGCGUACCAUCCUGGCCGUCUGCGCCGUGACGCUCCAGGCUGCUUCGGGCUCUAUGUUCAUCAUUGCGUACAAGGCGUACUUCCUCACCAUGGCCAAAGUCAGCGACCCGUUCGCCAUGAGCAACGUCCUGAGCACCAUUGGCAUCAUUGCCAUUCUUCUUAACUCGCUCAUCGUCGUGCGCUACGGCCGUCGCCGUGUGCUCCUUGCCACUGGUCUCUUGGGCUGUUGUAUCCUUCAGCUCAUUAUUGCUAUCGUGUACCACAAGAACCCUGGUACCUCGACUACCGGCAAGGUCGUUGUCGCUCUAUCUUGCCUGUACAUGAUGAGCUACAACGGUAUGAUUGCCCCCUACGCCUGGUUGGCCGGUGGUGAGAUCCCCUCUCAGCGUCUCCGAUCCUAUACCUUCGGUCUCGCCGCCGCCGUCGGUUUCUUCGGCGCCUGGCUCACCACCUUCACGGCCCCCUACUUCAUUAACCCCAGUUCCCUCAACUGGGGUCCCCGAUAUGGCUUCAUCUGGGCACCUUCCUGCAUCAUUGCCGCCGUCUGGGUCUACUUCUUCCUCCCUGAACUCAAGGGUAGGACCCUUGAGGAGAUCGAUGAGAUGUUCUACGCCAAACUCCCUGCUCGCAAGUUCAGGACUUACAUCUGUACCGGCACGAGCUCUUCCGAGAGCGAGAAGAAGAGCAUCGAGGUCGAGACCAUGGAGAAGGUCUAA